Messenger RNA from Bipolaris victoriae FI3, 201 nucleotides. RefSeq lists its product as hypothetical. Bases 1 to 201 code for a protein of 66 amino acids. The record is from RefSeq and is a predicted model, not a curated record. The transcript has a single exon. Lineage: Eukaryota; Fungi; Ascomycota; Dothideomycetes; Pleosporales; Pleosporaceae.
AUGCGCAUAAAAAUAGAUUUUAAAUUGCCGUCGUUGCCGGUAUUGCGGUGUAACGUGUACUGCGUGUGGUCAGUGCGUGCAACAGUUCAGCCAAUGCAACACCAUCUACCCCAUCAAAAUAUCCACCUAUCAUUUUUAACACGUGAUAACUCCACCACUAUGACAGCUCUUGUAAAAGCGAUUGCGGUAAUUAAUUCGUAA